CUGGGCUGGGCUGGGCUGGGCUGCCAGACCUACGGCACCAGGCACACGCAAGGGCAGAGCAGAGGGAGCUGAGGCGGAGGCCCGGCAGUGCCCGGGCUGGUGGGAGCUGGACCCUGAGCUCCCGUGGCCGCCCCCUCCCUUGACCGGGUCAUGCGCUGCUCCAAGUGCCUUCUCUGCCUGUCAGCACUGCUCACGCUCCUGGGCCUCAAAGUGUACAUCGAGUGGACGUCCGAGGCCCGGCUCAGCAAGGCCUCUGCAGGACCCAGGGGCGUCCUGCCAGGCCCCACCUCAGCCUGCCCCGAGCCCACCCUGCCUGCCAACCUCUCAGCCCGCCUGGGCCAGACUGGCCCGCCGCCCCUGGCUUACUGGAACCGGCAGCAGCGGCAGCUGAGGGCCCUGCCUGGUGGGGACAGCGCGGAGGCUGGGGGCUGCCAGGCAUGGGGGGCUGCGGCAGCUGCCCAGAUCCCCGACUUCACUUCCUACCCUGAGGACCUCCGCCGCUUCCUGCUGUCAGCGGCCUGCCGGAGCUUCCCGCGGUGGCUACCCGAGGGUGGUGGCAGCCACGUGGCCGGCUGCUCAGCUGCGGAUGUCCCCUACCUGCUGCUGGCUGUCAAGUCGGAGCCGGGGCGCUUCGCGGAGCGGCAGGCCGUGAGGGAGACCUGGGGCAGUCCAGCGCCUGGGGUCCGACUGCUCUUCCUGCUGGGGUCCCCAGCGGGAGAGGGCAGGCCUGACCUGGGCUCGCUGGUGGCCUGGGAGAGCCGCCGCCACCGUGACCUGCUGCUCUGGGAUUUCCUCGACGUCCCCUUCAACCGGACACUCAAAGACCUGCUGCUGCUGGCCUGGCUGGGCCGCCACUGCCCCGACGUGGCUUUUGUGCUGCAGGCCCAGGAUGAUGCCUUCGUGCACACCCCUGCCCUGUUGGGUCACCUGCAGGCCCUGCCGCCCUCCUGGGCCCGAAGCCUCUACCUGGGGGAGAUCUUCACCCAGGCCAAGCCCCUCCGCAAGGCGGGAGGGCCCUUCUACGUGCCUGGCUCCUUCUUCGAAGGUGACUACCCAGCCUACGCCAGCGGGGGUGGCUACGUCAUCGCUGGGCGCCUGGCCCCCUGGCUGCUGCGGGCAGCUGCCCGUGUGGCGCCCUUCCCCUUCGAUGACGUCUACACCGGCCUCUGCUUCCGUGCCCUGGGCCUGGUGCCCCGGGCCCACCCAGGCUUCCACACUGCCUGGCCCGCACACCGCGCCCUGGACUCCUGCGCCUUCCAGGACCUGCUGCUAGUGCAGCCCCUCAGCCCGCAGCACAGCAUCGGGCUCUGGAGACACCUGCAUGCCCCGCAGCCGCGGUGCUGAGCCCACGGGGGUGCCUCCUUCCAGGCCUUGAUGGUUCUAGAACCGGGACAGCCUGAGGCUGGGCCGACUGCCGUGGUCUUUUUGUGUUUGAUAAACACGCGCUCCCCACACGGA
Messenger RNA from Oryctolagus cuniculus (rabbit), 1458 nucleotides. It is a transcript of the gene B3GNT8, whose product is annotated as UDP-GlcNAc:betaGal beta-1,3-N-acetylglucosaminyltransferase 8. Gene Ontology annotation, molecular function: protein N-acetylglucosaminyltransferase activity. The record is from RefSeq and is a predicted model, not a curated record. Lineage: Eukaryota; Metazoa; Chordata; Mammalia; Lagomorpha; Leporidae. Gene Ontology annotation, biological process: protein O-linked glycosylation; poly-N-acetyllactosamine biosynthetic process. Gene Ontology annotation, cellular component: Golgi membrane.